Molecule: messenger RNA, 1046 nt
Organism: Drosophila mojavensis
Lineage: Eukaryota; Metazoa; Arthropoda; Insecta; Diptera; Drosophilidae
Product: mitochondrial 2-oxodicarboxylate carrier
Exons: 1
Coding region: 108-1025 (305 amino acids)
Source: RefSeq, a predicted model, not a curated record
AGUAUUUAUUGGAUUUGACGAAAAUGUCAUUUGAAAUUUAAAUCAAAAAAACUUUAAAAACAAAUUAUAAAAUAAAAACGUUCAUGUAGAAGGGUAACUUAUACUUUAUGACUAAAUUGAAAGAGAAUCAUGAACAAAGACCGGCUCAUAAACCGCCCAACCCAAUUUUUCCUAUUAUUGCUGGCGGUUGCUCGAGUAUUGUGGAUGCGUUGCUGAUGCAGCCAUUGGAUGUGAUCACGACUCGACUGCAACUGCAGAGCGAUAUGGUCAUAGGGGGUCAUCACUAUACGGGCAUGUUGGAUGCCUUCAAGACAAUGUAUCGCGAGGAAGGCAUCACAUCAUUCUGGAAAGGCCUAGUGCCCGUUUUACUGGUUGACACACCAAGGCGAACAAUUAAGUUUCUGGUCUUUGAGCAAUCCAAGCAGUAUUUCAUGUUUGGUGAGAAGCAUCCGACGCCCUUGACUUACUUUUUAGCUGGCGGAUCGGGGGGCAUGGUGGAAGCCAUUGUUCAAAACCCUUUCGAAGUAGUCAAGGUUUCACAGCAGGCAAGUCACCAGCCAGUUCACACGAUGCAGAUGGCAAGAACUAUAAUUCGAAAUGAAGGCUUCGGCUUUCGGGGACUGUACAAGGGCAUGUCAACGACGGUGACUCGAAAUUUUAUUUUUAAUGCCAUAUAUUUUGGAAUCUAUUGGACAGUUCGAGAUGCAACGCCCACCUAUAAAAAUGCUUUUUACGACUUUUUGCGCACUGUUGCAAUCGCUUGUGCGGCCAGCUUAUUUGGCUGUGUGGCAAGUCUUCCCCUAGACGCGGUAAAGACGAGAAUACAAGGACCACAGCCGGUGCCGGGUAAAAUCAAAUACAGGAGCACGUUCCAGACUCUUUAUACAAUAUCUAAAGAAGAGGGCUGGACGACAUUAUACAAGGGCCUACUUCCGGUGGUGCUACGAAUGGUGCCUGGCGGAGCUAUUUUGCUCAUAGGUUACGAGUUCAUCAACAAGCUGUUAGUGCUAAAGUUCAGCCAAUAAACAUUAACUAAAUUCAAUAAA